AUGGAAUCACAAGCGAAGGCGCCACCACUGCCCCUGGAUGUCUAUGCUUCCAGCGCAGCUUCUGUUGCUAGUGUCCCUGCACAGGCUGUCUUCGUUCCGACCCAGCUCCCACCAAGACCCACCUCAAGCCCCUCUACUCUCCUGCCUCUGACUUCCAUCUACACCUCAAAUAUGGCUGUCGAAUCACAGACCUUCGAAGGGCAAGCGAUUUCAAACGCGGAACCCAACGGCACUACAGCUGUGCGGAUCCCUACAGAAAGCGGAGACGUUGGGAAUGAACUCACUCCUAUCCCUGUAGAAGAUGGUGCUGUGGCACAGCUAUUAGCCUCUGUAGAGCCAGUUGCCGAACUGAUGGAAUCUCAGUUUCAGCGAGAGCAAAAUACUGCGAAACCAGAGAGGGAGAAUGAAAUUGAAUAUAAAGAGAAAAAAAAGGAAGUGGAUACAGAACAGAAGGACCUAAGGUUGGACGAAAGCGUGACGGCUUCCAAAGAGCUCGAGACCGCUAGUAUUGCCCCUCAGCCUCCUCCUCCUUCUUCGUCCCCUGUUACAGCAACUGUUGCAGCCGAUAUCGAUGUUGCGGUAGCAGUGGUGGAAGAAAAAUCAAAAAAGGCAGAGGAUGAUGAGGUUGGUGAUACCGUUACUCAGCGUUCUUUUUCACCACCGAAGUCCAAGUCAGGACCCGUUGUUCGAGUUGUUCGCAAACGGAGGCGUGUCCUGUCGACGCUGCAAAUGAUGCGAAGCUACGCUGAUACGCUGCAGCCGGUGGACUGUGUGAUCCUCGUGGAGCGUUGUGCACCUUUCUCGAGAAACACAAGUUUCAUGGAGUACUUCAAAACAGAAUUCCUAUCAAAAAUUCUCAGGUGGGCCACGUCUAACGUGCAUUGA
Messenger RNA from Hydatigera taeniaeformis, 885 nucleotides. The record is from the annotation of a GenBank genome assembly. Lineage: Eukaryota; Metazoa; Platyhelminthes; Cestoda; Cyclophyllidea; Taeniidae.